AUGUCUUUAUCAAAGCAAGACAUGAAGUACCUGGCAAACGGCAAGGUCGUUACCGAAGAGGCCCUCAUUGCCAUCGCGGCAGCUAAACGCGAUGACUUCGAGAAAUGGUGUGAGGCACGCCAGUUCCAGCACUUUUUGAUGAGAACUCGUCUGGGGAGCCCAUCAGAUCCAAUGACCCUCCCACGUCUUCAAAGUGGGCAGCUGAUGAGAUGUUCCAUCUCAGGCCUGCAAGAGAACCGGACGUAUAUGGACGGGAAGCUUGGUCAAGAUACGACUUCCAGAGUUCACACAAAUAAGAAGAACACGGCAAAUGUCAAAGAAGGCCCUCAAUUUAUUGACGAUGACCUUAUCGCAUUUGCUUAA
Messenger RNA from Fusarium oxysporum Fo47, 363 nucleotides. RefSeq lists its product as uncharacterized. The record is from RefSeq and is a predicted model, not a curated record. NCBI's taxonomy places the organism in Eukaryota, Fungi, Ascomycota, Sordariomycetes, Hypocreales, Nectriaceae. The transcript has 2 exons. The coding region runs from base 1 to 363 and encodes 120 amino acids.